Cariama cristata (Red-legged seriema) is the source of this 2523-nucleotide messenger RNA. It is a transcript of the gene NFKB2, whose product is annotated as nuclear factor of kappa light polypeptide gene enhancer in B-cells 2 (p49/p100). The record is from RefSeq and is a predicted model, not a curated record. Gene Ontology annotation, cellular component: cytoplasm. Gene Ontology annotation, biological process: regulation of transcription by RNA polymerase II; non-canonical NF-kappaB signal transduction; inflammatory response. Gene Ontology annotation, molecular function: RNA polymerase II cis-regulatory region sequence-specific DNA binding; protein binding; DNA-binding transcription factor activity, RNA polymerase II-specific. Lineage: Eukaryota; Metazoa; Chordata; Aves; Cariamiformes; Cariamidae.
UGCCUGGAUGGGAUUGACUACGAUGACUUCAAUUUCGGCUCCCACAUGAUGGAGCAGAAGGAGCCUCUGAUGGAGACGGUGGAAGGUCCCUUCCUUGUCAUCAUCGAGCAGCCAAAGCAGCGGGGGUUCCGGUUUCGGUAUGGCUGUGAAGGCCCUUCUCACGGCGGGCUGCCAGGAGCCUCCAGCGAGAAGGGGCGCAAGACCUAUCCCACCGUCAAGAUCUGCAACUACACAGGGAUGGCCCGGAUCGAGGUGGACCUGGUGACACACAGCGACCCUCCUCGUGUGCAUGCCCACAGCCUGGUGGGCAAGCAGUGCAACGAGGCCGGCAACUGCGUUGCGAUCGUGGGACCCAAGGACAUGACGGCUCAAUUCAGCAACCUGGGUGUGCUCCACGUCACCAAGAAGAAUAUGAUGGAGAUCAUGAAGGAAAAGCUGAAGCAGCAGAAGAUGCGUAACAGGAGCCAUCUGCUGACGGAAGCGGAGCUGCGUGAGAUCGAGCUGGAGGCAAAGGAGCUGAAGAAGGUGAUGGACCUGAGCAUCGUGCGAUUGCGCUUCACUGCCUACCUCCGCGACAGCAGUGGGAACUUCACGCUGGCCCUCCAGCCUGUGAUCUCGGACCCCAUCCAUGACAGCAAGUCCCCAGGAGCCUCCAACCUCAAGAUCUCGCGGAUGGAUAAGACGGCAGGCUCCGUGCGGGGAGGGGACGAGGUCUACUUGCUAUGUGAUAAAGUUCAGAAAGAUGACAUUGAAGUGCGUUUCUACGAGGAUGACGAGAACGGCUGGCAGGCCUUUGGGGACUUCUCCCCCACUGACGUGCACAAGCAGUACGCCAUCGUCUUCCGUACGCCCCCCUACCACAAGCCCAAGAUCGACCGUCCCGUCACCGUCUUCCUGCAGCUGAAGCGGAGUGGGAACCUCAGCUUCCCCUACUCUCCUGGGCUGGCCUACAACAGCAUCUACUCGCCCGGCCCCCACCCUGUGGGGGGCUACCAGGGGGGCGUGCAGAUGAAGGGCCCUGAGGCGGAGGGGCCUGGGAGAGCACCUGCGGAGAGCACGUACUGCAAGGAGCUGCAGAAGCAUGCCCAUCUCUGCCAGCUGUGGAUGCUGGCCUGGCGUCGCAAUGCCCAUGCCCUGCUGGACUACUCGGUCACCGCCGACCCCCGUAUGCUGCUGGCAGUCCAGAGGCAUCUGGCUGCAUCGCAGGAUGAGAACGGAGACACGCCUUUGCACCUUGCCAUUAUCCAUGAGCAGACGGCUGUGAUCAAGCAGCUGAUUGAGGUCAUUGUUAGCAUCCCCAGCCAGCAGAUCAUCAACAUCUCCAACAACCUGCAGCAGACACCACUGCAUCUGGCAGUCAUCACCAAGCAGCCCCAGGUGGUCCAGCUCCUGCUGCAAGCCCGCGCCGACCCCACGUUGCUGGACCGCUAUGGCAAUUCCCUGCUGCACCUGGCACUCCAGGCUGGCGAUGAAGAGAUGCUGAGGACACUGUUGGCCCACCUGGGCUCAGCUGCCCCUUACCUGCUCCACCUGCCCAACUUCCAUGGCCUCCUGCCUGUGCACUUGGCCGUGAAGGCAAAGAGUUCCUGCCUGGACCUGGUGGUCAGGAAGGGAGCGGAUGUGAACGCAGUGGAGCGGCAGGGUGGGAGGACCCCACUGCACCUGGCUGUGGAGAUGGAGAACCUGAACAUGGCCACUCACCUGGUGAAGAAGCUGGGAGCAGAUGUCAACAGCCGGACCUUUGCCAGGAAUACCCCCUUGCACCUGGCUGCUGGCCUGGGCUCGCCAACCCUGACCAAACUGCUCCUCAAAGCUGGGGCAGAUGUGCUGUGUGAGAACGAUGAGCCCACAAGCCCAUCCUCGUCGGAGGCCAGCAGCGACACGGACGCUGACCCCGAGGAGCAGGAGCUGGCCAUGGAGCUGGGAGAGCUGGCCCCGGCCGUGGAGCACAGUACCAACCCCAGCCCCCCCACGCAGGGGCACGGGCAGCCCAGGCACAGGCAGCGCCGCUGCCACACGCCCCUGGACCUGACUCGGAGCCAGAAGGUGCGGGAGAUCCUGCUGCAGGCCUCCCAGCAGGGCCCCGAGAUGGAGCUGCCUGCUGCCCCCCAGCCAGGUGAGCAGCCCCUCUCCCCCCAAAAGCACAAUGCCUGGGCAGGGCAACGCCAGCGGCUGAACCAGGACUGCAGCGGGUCGGACUGGAUUGAGCUGGCCAAGCGCUUGGGGCUCUGCAGCCUCGUGGAGACCUACAAGGAUACCCCCUCACCCAGUGUCAGCCUCCUGCGCAGUUAUGAGCUGGCAGGGGGCAGCCUGGGGGGGCUGCUGGAGGCACUGGACUCCAUGGGGCUCCACAAGGCCGUGAGGAUGCUCCACAAAACUGAGGCGCUGGACAAGCUGCAAAGCACAGAGCUGAAGGAAGACAGCGCCUAUGGCAGUGAGUCAGUGGAGGAGGAGCAGGUGCCUGCGCUGGCCCUGAAGCCGGGGGGCGAGCUGCCCCACAGCCAGCAGCCGCAGGUGCACUGA